CCCACUGCGACCACUCGGAGAACUCGGAUCACUCGGAACGCGCCAUCCUAUUAAAUCUUUGUUGUGAAUCAUAGAUAUUUCAACAGAGAAAUGUUUAGCAGCAAUAGCAGAUAGCAGGGUGUGGACCUCAACGACGUGGACGACGUUGACGACGUUGACGACGUGUACCAGUUUCUUUUUAUCGAUUAUACAAAAUUAUAAUAAAUUUUGUUAGUUUAAUAAUUAAAAUAAUAAAUAAUAUGACAGAAGUUAAAAAAGACGAUGUUGUUAAAAUUCUUCACACAUACCCUUUUUGUCGAAAAUGUGAUAUGUCGGAUGAAAUGAAACAAGAAGUUAUGGAACUCUGCGUUACAGCUGCUGAAAAAUAUGCAGAUAAUUAUGAAAGUGUUUCAAAAAUGAUUAAAGAGACAAUGGACAGAAAGUUUGGAGCUUCUUGGCAUACUGUAGUUGGAGAGGGAUACGGAUUUGAAAUUACCUAUCAACUAAAACAUUUACUUUACAUGUAUUGUGCUGGUAAUUUAGCUAUUUGCAUAUGGAAAUCAGCUUAGUAAAUACAAUAUAUAAUAUUAUUAUGUGAUAAUUGAUAAUAUUAAACCAAAGAUAAUUAUUAUUAUUAUAUGAUGAUGAGUACACAAUUUCUAUUAAUUAAAAAUCCAAGGAUUCUUUUUUUUUUUUUUUAAUAAUAAUUGUAAUAGUUGUUAAUUAAUCAAAUUCAAAAUUACCUCAAUAUGUACAAAUAAAUAACAAAAAAUGCAAUUUAUUAAUAUAAUAUAAAUAUAUUUAUCACUAAUAAAAUAUUUUUUAUCAUUCAUGCGAUAUAAGUGCUAUCUUGGCGCACGCUCUUUUGUUCGCCAAAUAGCUGUUUGCCCAUUCAACGGUUUCCACGACAUUUUUGUGCGUUAUACGAUUAUCUGCGUGCGACAAGUAAAUUUGAGUGCGACAAGUAAACUUGUCGCACUCAAAUUUACUUGCCAUAUGCAGAUUAUCGUAUAACCCACAAAAAUGUCGCGGUAACAGUUGAAUGAGCAAACAGCUACUUGGGGAACAAAACAGCGAGCACUAAAAUAGUACUCAUAUCGCAUUAAUAAUAAAAAAAUGUAUGUUCAAUUCGUGCGGUGUUGCCGAUUACCCACUCGAGCAAAUGAGCGCACUCACUUCGUUCGUGCGCUCAACUUUGCUCUCGUGGGCAAUCGACAACUUACCGCACUAGUUGUACAAUAUACUAUUAUAAAAUGAUUAUAUUAUUUUCUAAACAGUCCGCCAUAUAAGUAUUGCAAUAUUACCACCUGUGAACAUAUAUAAUAGUGUAUUUUCUUGAUGGACAACAUAAAAACCAUAAGACUCGCCGACAACAACUUGAAAAGGACCGCCAAAUUUUUUAUCCAAAUUUUGUUUUAUCAUUUUAGCCGCAUACUCAUAAUUAUUUUGAUACUUUUCUGUAGCUGUCACACACAAAUCAAUAGUUUCUUGUUUCAUGUCAUCCUCUGGCAUAUCAGUUAAUUUGCAUAAAGAAUAUGUAUGUGAUACUUUAUCUUUUAUUUCCUUUUUAACUUGACCAAAAGACAUUUUGUAAUUUUAUUUUUUAUAUAUCACCAAUUCAGUUAAUGAUAUAAAUAUAUUAUUAAUAUUAUACAAUUAUAUGCUAUGUUAUUCAAUUGUUUUAGAAUAAUUAAUAUAAAUAUAUAUAUAAAAAAAAAUAGAGUUGGGUAAAAGUUGAAUAUAUAUAUUUGUUUGUCAGUUUUAAUACAAUUAUUAUAACAACACAUUAUGGUAAAACAUUUUAAAUAUGUCGACACUCAAAAAAAAAGUCAAUUAUUAAUAAAAAUAAAUCGUUAAUUAUUAUUAUUAUUUUUUCGUUUUACUAAUUGCACUUGGGAAGGAAGAGAAGCAAUUAGGAUGCUUAUAUCAACUACUCAGUCUCUGUUAAUAUUUUUUUUUUAGUUUCAUUAUUGAAUUGACAAAUAAUAAUUAAUAAAGUGGUGGUAUAUUUAGUUAAAAAGAAAAAAAAAUAUUAAUUAUUAAUAAGAUUUAAUAAUAUCAGUUAUUUUUUCAACAAUCAUGCAUAUAAUUAUUUAUAAAAAUGUUAAUUUAAUAAAUAUAAGACUAUUUGUAUGACUAUAAUGAUUGAAAAUGAGUAACCAGGAGCUUUGUAGCUUUGGCAAUAUCAUAGGCACAACAUCGCACUUGCUGAAGACAACGUUUCGUAUGCUCAGAGUCAUUUGUACAACGUUCAAGACUUGCACAUUCUGUUUGAAGUCUUCCUGUAUUUCCAUUUAGCUGCCUCAAUGCUGCUCUAAUUAUUUCAUCCAAUGAACUCUGUG
Molecule: messenger RNA, 2321 nt
Organism: Microplitis mediator
Lineage: Eukaryota; Metazoa; Arthropoda; Insecta; Hymenoptera; Braconidae
Product: dynein axonemal light chain 4
Exons: 3
Coding region: 240-548 (102 amino acids)
Biological process (GO): microtubule-based process
Cellular component (GO): dynein complex
Molecular function (GO): dynein light intermediate chain binding; dynein intermediate chain binding
Source: RefSeq, a predicted model, not a curated record